Quercus lobata is the source of this 6180-nucleotide messenger RNA. RefSeq names its product putative disease resistance protein RGA1. NCBI's taxonomy places the organism in Eukaryota, Viridiplantae, Streptophyta, Magnoliopsida, Fagales, Fagaceae. Gene Ontology annotation, molecular function: ADP binding. Bases 402 to 3719 code for a protein of 1105 amino acids. The transcript has 12 exons. The record is from RefSeq and is a predicted model, not a curated record.
UACAUUUAAUCUUCAACCAUUUUUAAAGCCCCCACUUAGUUGAAGUUUGUGAAAUUAAAAAGCUAAUUAGAGUUUCGUAGAUCAAUUAUCAUUGUAUUUUCAACCGAGAUAUCCAAAUUCAAAUAACUUUUUUCUAUUAUAACAAUCGAAUUUAUUAACCCACAGAAAAAAGAAAAAAAAGUUCAGCCACUUACCACCGAUGUGAUGCUUGUGGUAAUGGAAAAACAGUCAUAUGUGGCCAAAUGGGCGUCUUACGUACGCAUAUGCUCAUAAAUAUCGUUAGUUUAUUAUAAAAAUCAGAAGUUUAGAACAGAACCUGCAAGCAAAUCAUUCUGUCUAAGCCAUCCUACUUUCAAACAAUUGUUCUCAUCUUACUUGCAUUUAACUGUUUCAAGUGAGAAAUGGCGGAAGGAGUUCUCUUCAACGUAGCUGAAGGAAUCAUUGGCCAACUGGGCCAACUAGCUCUCAAAGAGAUUGGACUGCUCUGGGGUGUCAAAGAUGAGCUUGAAAACCUCGAAAACACGGUUUCAACAAUCAACGCUGUGCUUCUGGAUGCAGAGGAAAAGCAGGCGCAGAGCCAUGCCAUCAAGGAUUGGGUGGCAAAGCUGAAAGAUGUGCUUUUUGAAGCAGACGACUUGCUGGAUGACUUUUCCACCGAAGUUUUACGACGGGAAGUGAUGACUGAGAAUAAGAAAGCGAAAGAGGUACGCAUCUUCUUUUCCAAAUCGAACCAACUUGCAUAUGGUCUUAAAAUGGGUCAUAAGAUUAAGUCAAUUAGGGAGAGACUAGAUGCUAUUGCAGCGGAUAGGAAGUUCCACUUAGAGGCACGUCCUAGGGAGACACAAGGCAGUAAUAGGGGGAGAGAUAGUCAUCAUUUUGUACGUGCUGAAGAUGUUAUUGGAAGAGAGGUUGAUAAGAAAGUCAUCAUAGAACGUUUAUUGGAUUCCAAUAUUGAACAGAAUGUUACAGUUCAUUCAAUAGUUGGACUAGGAGGACUAGGUAAGACUACGUUAGCUCAAUUAGUCUUCAAUGAUGAAGAAAUUAAAAGUCAUUUUGAGAAGAAAUUGUGGGUGUGCAUCUCUGAUGAUUUUGAUGUAGAAAUAAUUGUUAAGAAAAUCCUAGAAUUUGCAGAAGGUAAGAAACUAGAGAACUUUGAAAAGAACAAAUUGAUAAAUGAUCUUCAAAAAGAAAUUAAUGGAUAUAGAUACUUACUUGUAUUAGAUGAUGUGUGGAAUGAUGAUUCAGAAAAAUGGGAUAAGUUAAAAGGACUUCUACUAGGUGGUGCAAGAGGCAGUAGAAUAUUGUUGACUACACGUGAGGAGAAGGUUGCAAAGAUUUCAAAAGCUAUUGAUCCAUGGUUUUUAAGGGAUUUAAAUGAAGAGGAGUCUUGGUCUUUAUUUAAGCAAACGGCAUUUGAAAAUGGACAAGAACCAAAAAAUUUAAGAAUUAAGGAAAUUGGAAUGGAAAUCGUUAGAAAGUGUAGAGGAAUUCCACUUGCCAUAAAGACUAUUGGAAGAAUAUUGUACUUUAAAAACUCAGAAGAAGAAUGGUUGUCCUUCAAAAAUAAUGAAUUUUCAAAAAUAGAUCAAAAAGAAACUGACAUCAUACCUACGCUUAAGUUGAGUUAUGAUCAUCUCCCAUCAAAUUUGAAACAAUGCUUUGUUUAUUGUAGUUUAUUUCCAAAGGAUUACUAUAUUGAAAGAAAUAAAUUGAUCAAGCUAUGGAUGGCACAAGGAUUCAUUAAGUUGUCAAGUCAAAACCAAUGCCUAGAAGAUGUAGGUAAUGAGUAUUUUAUGGAAUUACUUUGGAGAUCAUUCUUUCAAGAACCUAGAGAAGAUAUGUAUGGCAAUAUAUGUGUAUUCAAAAUACACGAUUUGAUGCAUGAUCUGGCGAAAUUAGUUGCGGGACAAGAGAGCACCACUUUAGGAAUAAACAGGGAAAACAUUGUUGAAAAAACUCAUCAUGUCUCCGUUGGUUUUGAUUUAGGCUUAUCAUCACAAAUUCCAACCUUGUUGUUUAAAGCAAAAAGGAUAAGAACAUUUAUUUUACCAACUCCAGGAAAAAUGGUGUGGAACCAGGAAACUUGUGAUGCAUUUUUAUCAAGUCUUACGUUCUUGCGCAUGUUAGAUUUGAGCCGGACUGACAUUAGGAGUUUGCCACAUUCUAUUGGAAAGUUGAAGCAUUUAAGAUAUCUUGAUCUUUCAUAUAACUUUGACCUCCAGAUGCUUCCUAAUUCCAUUACAAGUUUGCAAAAUUUGGAGACACUAGAUCUCUAUGCUUGUUUUGGACUUACAGAAUUGCCAAAAAAUAUUGCCAAAUUAGUCAACCUUAGGCAUCUUAACAUCUUUCAUUGUAGCAAAUUGACUCAUAUGCCAUGUGGAUUGGGUCAAUUGACUAAUCUUCAAUCACUAUCUCAGUAUGUGUUGAGUACGGACUCUAGGCAUGGUGAAUUGAUGGAACUUCAAGGACUAAAUGGUCUGAGAGAAAAUCUAAGUAUUAAAAAUCUGAGACAUGAGAAAGAUACCGCAUUAGAAUGUGACGCUGCAAAUUUGAAAGGGAAACAAAACCUCCAUGGGUUGAAGUUGGAGUGGAUAAAAGGAGGCGCAGAUGACUUGGAUGUUGAGUACGAUGAGAUGUCACUCAAACAUUUGCAACCACACACAAGUCUUAAAGAAUUGGAGUUAGAUGGGUACAGAGGUAGGGAAUAUCCAAGUUGGCUCUUGUCACUCACAAAUCUUGUAGAACUUAGCUUAAGGGCAUUGAAGAAUUGGCAACACAUGCCACCAUUGCAUCAAUUUCCUUCUCUUAAAAGACUCAUCCUAAGCAAACUUCCUUCUCUUGAAUACAUAUCAAACAGUGUUAACCUUCCAUCCCUAGAGUUGCUCAGUCUUUUGUUUUGCCCUAAUCUAAAGGGAUGGAUAAUGGACUCCAUUGAGGAGGAUAACGAUGAUGACAAUAAUCACUCUCUGCCUUCAUUCUCUCGUCUUUCCGCUUUAAAUAUUUUUGAGUGCCCUAAACUCUCUUCCAUGCCUGUAUUUCCGUGCCUUGAACAGCUGAGGCUGGUGAACUCUAAUUUGAGCCCAUUAGAGCAGACAAUAUCGAAGGGAAUGAUACAUAUGGAAUCUCAAGAGAACCCAACAAUAACAGUAGCAGACUCAACCUCUUCUACUUCUUCAACAACCUCCUCAUUCGUCCCUCUCUCCAAAUUAAAAUCUUUGACUAUUGGGCUAAAAAAAGGAGAUCGUGAUCGUGAUCGUUUCCUUCGAAGUAUAGCACAUCUCACUGCAAUUGAGGAACUAGAAUUUCUAUUUUCUGAUGAGAUUGAUUUAUUUAAUAAUGGGAAUGGGAUGGAAUGGCAAGGGCUGAAGAGGCUUAGGAUUACCAGUUGUCCGAAUCUGACUACCAUACCGGAAUGGAUAUGUAACUUCACAUCUCUUCAAUCACUUGACAUUCAGAAUUGCCCCAGUUUGACGUCAUUGCCUGAAGGAAUGCCUAAAUCUUUAAGUACACUAAACAUUGCGCAUUGUCCCAAAUUUUUGGAAAGAUGCAAGAGGGAAAAGGGUGAAGAUUGGCCUAAGAUUGCCCACAUCCCAAACUUGCAACUGUAUCGGUCUGCUGAAGAUGAUUCAGAACAAACUGAUAAGAAGAAGGAACCUGAGCUUAAGACUCGGCGCUUGACUAAAAUUUGGGGGAGUUGCAGUUGUUCAACAAGUCAAUAACUCAGUGAGUGAAAAUCAGCACUUGGCAAUAUUGGGAUAAUAUUUUUGUGGAGAAAAUCAGCCCUUGGCAAUAUUGGGAUGAUAUUUUUGUGGAGAAUUUUAAGUGGCAAUCACAUUGCAAGAUUAACUUGUGCACAUUGAUUUGGACUUAGACCAUAAGUUGAUGUUCCUGGUGGCAAUACCUGACAAAGGAACCUGCCAUUUCCCAAGUGGUUGCUUAUUCACCUUCUUGAAUUCACAUGUUAUACAGACACAAUAAAAUUGCAUUCUCAUUUGAAGAGAGGAGCUUAGAGUAUGUAAUCCAAAAUGGUACUUAUUGAAUGAUGCUUGGUGAAAAUGGUCCACAUUGAGCUGAUACAGCUUAUAUCCCUGUUGCUGAAAUCGAAUUCAAAAGGAUUUAUCAGUACUCCAUAAUAAGGAUGAGGGCUGCAUUUCAGUUUGUGACAAGAGCAACCAAUAUCAUCCCUUAGAUCUGUGAGCUUGCCACUCCAACAGUUUUGGAGGGGGUUAGUGUUAUUCUACAGUAUAGUGGGAAAUAAAUGUCAGCCAUUUAGCAAACAUUUUGGUCACCUAAAUUAGAGAUAAGUACCAAUUCAUGAGAGGGUUGCGGAAAUCAUGGAGGGAUCCUGCAUCAUCCUUGGAUAUAACAGCCAGGCUGCAAUUGGAAAGGUUCAUACAUCCAAGAAUGAAUCCAAGUGACUGCUCAGACCCUAGAGAGAAAUUAAGACCUUAAGGAUCUUACAGUCCAAAUGCUUCUAUAGCUGGCAAAACUUGAGCUUUUGUUGGACAAAGCAGAAGUAGAAAGUCAUCAGUUACUAGUUCUCUAGAGAAAUACUGUGAUCUUCAGGUGGGAAAACUUCUUAUAGAUGAUAUUAAACUUAAAGAGUUUCGGAAUAAAUGGAGUGGGGGAAAUUUGGUCUUGUCAGCCAAGAAUCUUGGUUCAUUGCGUCAACCAUCAAAGAUAAUAUUGCAUACAUAAAGGAUGGCACAGCUACUGAAGAAAUAAGAGUUGCAGCUGAACUUGCCAGUGCGUUGUUUUACUGAUAUUUCCGGAGGUUCUAAGUUAUGGUCCAUGACUGUUCUUUAGAAGAUCCUUUCAUAUUGGUAAUCAUAUAAGUUGUUAACAUAUUUUGAAAUUUGCAGCUGAGUGGACACCAUGGGUGGUGAAGCACAAAACUCAUUUGUCUGGUGGACAGAAGCAAACUGUUUCCAUAGAAAGAGCAAUUUCUAAACACUCAUGGAUUUUCACUUCUAGAUGAAGCUAAAAGUGCAUUUGAUGCUGAUUUUGAGAGAAUAGCACAAGAGGCAUUGUACAUGAAGGAUAUACACUAAGAACUCGUCAAGGAUCCUGAUCAUGAGGCAUACAUCCAGCUUAUACAAUUGCAAGAAGUUAAGGAGUCAAAACAAGCUGCACAUUGUCGGCAGCAUCACAAAGUACUAUUAAUCUUUCUGAUAGUCAAUUCAAAAAAUGUUAGUCUUACAUCCAUAAGCCAGGGAUCAUUUGAAGCUCAAAUAGCUGCCUUGACUUAGCAACGUGGCAAAGCAACAUCCUCAGGUGUUUCGCAAGAUGACAAGGAAUAUACAAAGAGAGAUAUUGAGCUCCAUCAAGUAGGCUUUCAGUAUCCAUCUAGACUAGAUAUUCAGAAUGUCACGGUUGUUAGAAAAGGUGGAAAUGGAGGAUGCAUAGUGACUACAAUGUGCAAAGAUUUUUAAUCUUAAAUCAGCUCAUUUGAUGGAAUUGAAAAUCUGAAAGGUUAAAUUGAAGUGGAUUGAGUAGACUGAUUGGUCUGGUCAGUCAAGAAUCAGUUUUGUUCAAUGACUUUAUCCAUGCCAAUGCUGUAGAUGAGGAAGAAAGUGCAAUGAGGUGGAAACCAUAGCUGCAUCAAAGUUUCAAAUGUUUAAAGUUUCAUUAGAGGCUUACGACAGGACUAUCAUAUCAUGGUAAUACUAUAAGGAUUCCAAUUAUCGAGCGGGCAGAAGAAACGAGUAGCCACUAGAUGUCCAAGAUACUAUUUUAAACAAGGCUACAAAUACUCUCAAAGCUGAAUCUGAACAAAUAAAUCAAGAUGCACUGAACCAAGUGAUGGUGAACCAGGCUACAACUGUCAUGACCUGUCCAUUAUCUAAAGGUGAUCAAAAUAAAAUUAUCAGAGAGAAAGGAGAGCUUGAGAUUUUGAUUGUGAAUUUGCCACCUUGACAAACUGAGAAGGGCCAGUGUUUUUUGCUGCAGAGUUGCAAAUAAUAAUAAGGUCCAGGCAUUUCACAAACAUUUAGGUCACAUGUCAAGCGGAUAUGAAGUUAAUUGCUAUCGCCUAGUGGUGCAAUCAGAUGCAGACAAAUCUGUUACUAGCUUAAUGGAAAUUCAUCUACUAUCAAUGUUCCUGCGCUUCAAUUCUGUAAGAGAGAGAAACUAUAUACCUAGUUAUUAAUCUAAAAGCUAAUGAGGAACAACCAGAAAUUA